CCGUGCAUCGGAAAGAAACGCAACGACAAAGCGACGUUGAAGAGUGGAAAUUUGUUAUCCGAAACGCGGUUAUAUAGUUUACAUUGUACACUUAUUUAUUGACGCGUGUUAUUGAAACAACGGCAUAUUCCAUCCGUGAAUUCAUCUUUUUUCUUAAAGCAGUUCUAGUCGCCGGGUUCUUGUGAUUUCACAAGCCGUCGCUUCUUCAGCCAGCACUUUUUGCGGAGGAUUUUAACUCAGCACUUUAAACGAAAUGUUCCCCGAGGCUGCCGCAGGGUACACCUAUGAGGAGUGCAGAGCCACAGCCGAUUGGUUGCUGGCGCAGACAGCAGUGCGCCCCCUGGUGGGGAUAGUGUGCGGGUCGGGGCUGGGAGGCCUGGCUGAAAUGCUCAAGGAUCAAGUGGCCUUCAACUACCGAGACAUCCCCAACUUCCCUCAGAGCACCGUGCACGGCCAUGCAGGACGGCUGGUGUUUGGCACUCUGAAGGGAAAACCCUGCAUCUGCAUGCAGGGAAGGUUUCACCUGUAUGAAGGAUAUCCCGUCCAGAAGAUCACCUUCCCUAUGCGGAUCUUCAAGCUGCUGGGAGUUGAGACAGUGAUUCUCACCAACGCUGCAGGAGGCCUGAACCAGGACUACAAGGUGGGAGACAUCAUGAUCAUAAAGGACCACCUCAAUAUGCCAGGCUUUGCUGGGAACAACCCGCUGGCAGGACCCAACGACGAGAGGUUUGGGGUGCGCUUCCCCUGCAUGUCAGACGCGUAUGACCGCGAGCUGCAGCAGCUGGCACAGGAUGUGGGGGCGGAGCUUGGAUACGGGGACUUCCUGCGAGAGGGCGUGUACUGCGUGCUGGGAGGGCCGUCCUUCGAAACCAUCGCAGAGUGCCGCAUGCUCCACAAGCUGGGCGCCGAUGCUGUCGGGAUGAGCACUGUGCACGAGGUGAUCGUGGCUCGGCACUGUGGGAUGCGCGUCUUCGCUCUGUCUCUGAUCACCAAUCAGGCGGUGAUGGACUACGACAGCGAGGAGAAGGCCAAUCACGAGGAGGUGCUGCAGACGGGGAAGCAGCGAGCCGAGCAGCUGGAGCGGCUGGUGUCCACCAUGGUGACCCGCAUCGAGCACAACAACAACUACGCCUGACUCCCACCGCACGGCCGCCAGACUCACCCCACAUCUCAGCCCAAAUCAGCACAUCUUACUUUCCCAGCUCAAUCUCAGAUCAGUACAGCGACCCAGACAGACCCCAGAUCAAUACAGCCACUAUAUCUGUGUCUCUCCACUUAUAUGAAUGGCUGACCCCACAUCAAUACAAACGCACCCAACUGACCCCAGAUCAGAGCAGCCUCGAGGUCUGAGGUUGGAGUUUUACGUCUGCUCCAUCAUUCUCUUAUGACCAAAACAUUCCUGAUGAAAAGCGACCACAGGAAUCCGGAGAAACACCCUCUGAUGCGGAACCAGAUCAAAUGUACAUGUCUCUAAGUGAACUAAUACUGUGUAAAGGUUGUAGCUUUACAGCACACAAUUUUAGGCUCUUAAUGUUAUUUUUAUUAUUAUUGUUAUAUAUUAACUUUAUUGUGUUUAUUUAUUCUUUGUUUUCGAUACAAUAAAAUCAGUGCAAUCCAUUCCUAUACUAAAGAGAGAAAAAGGCUAGCAGGUGGAUGGGCCAAUAGGAGUGGCUUUCCGGAUGGAGGGAGGAGCCGCACUCCUCCAAUGUUACUGCAAUGUUGAGAAAAUGUUGCACAUUAACUGGGGCCUCAUGCAUCACUGGGGUUAAUUUAAAUCUAUUUAAAAGUAAAAAUGUUAGUUAUUUAUGACUAAAUGUUUGAGUCCUUAUUUGUAAAUGAUGCGUUUGAGAAAGUAUUUGUAGAUAUUUGUAAGAGUACUCAUUUGUAGUCUGAGAGAUGGUGUCGCUCAGUGAGGUUUAUGGCUAUUUCUGUGUACUGCUGUUUGUUUUGAACACACCUGAGCAUUUUAUUCUUGCUUCAGAUAUAGAAAUAUUUUUAUUUCAACAACCAGCAAAAAGUAAUGACCAGCACUGAAAGAUAAGGACCUGUGCUGAGUGUGGCACAAAACUGAAAAUGUGGAUUUUUGUUUUCAGAAGUUGGUAUUUUGAAGAGUUCAUUUGCUAAGUUUAAUCAGCAGUUUUUGGUCGCCGAUAUUCUGUGAUCAAACUGAGGGGCCAAAUUUAAUAUUGUGAUGAUUCUGUCCUCUCCACCAGCAAUAAAAGUUUCUUUUCCAAA
Megalops cyprinoides (Indo-Pacific tarpon) is the source of this 2235-nucleotide messenger RNA. It is a transcript of the gene pnp5b, whose product is annotated as purine nucleoside phosphorylase 5b. Bases 254 to 1135 code for a protein of 293 amino acids. The record is from RefSeq and is a predicted model, not a curated record. Gene Ontology annotation, molecular function: purine-nucleoside phosphorylase activity. The transcript has 6 exons. Lineage: Eukaryota; Metazoa; Chordata; Actinopteri; Elopiformes; Megalopidae. Gene Ontology annotation, biological process: nucleoside metabolic process. Gene Ontology annotation, cellular component: cytoplasm.